CAGGAGUGGAAUACUUGCAUAUAUUUUCUCCGAAAAUCAUAGUAUAUCAUUCCUAUCAUUAUUUUUAUUGAUUAUCAUAGUGGAGAGUAAAGGUAUGUUGUAUUAAGUCUUGUAUCAUGUGUAUAAUUUUGGUAACAUCAUUGGAAACUUUGGACAUAACUCCUUGUAUCAGUGUUUCCAUUUAAUUGUAUUCUUGCAUGGGAUCCUUUUCAUUCUGUUUUUCUUAUUAUGUAGAUCUUGGGUAUUUUUUUGCUUCAGUAUUGGGGCUAAGUCAAAUUCAGGAUUCAAUGACCCUCAACAUCUCAAAUUCACCAAUAGCAGAUGGAAGUAUCCUUGCAAGAUUUAUGCCUCAGAUUUUAGAGGCAUUCCUUAAGAUUUUAGCUAGCCAGCCUCCGGUCUCUCCACUGAUACAGUGGCAUACAGGGUGGUUCUUGCGAAAGCUAUUCAUAUUUCAAGGAAAGAUGCUUAGUGAUGAUGGUAUCCACAUAUUCAAUUGAUUGACAGACAUCAUACAAGCAAUCCUGUGAAUGUCUACAAAAGGAAUUGGAUGAAUGUUGGUUUGAUCACAUCCUUGAUACCAUAAAACGUGAGUGGGGAAGCUGUAAAACAGCUCUCGAGGAACCAACCCAAGCUAAGGAUCCCUUAUUUGCAUUGGAGCUUGCUGUCUGCCAGCAAACCAUGGAUGGUAGUUCAACUUCUUCUCACUUUGCUUGGCAGAGGAUGGUUGAUGCAGUGAAGGUUUUUCUUCUCCAUCUUCAGCUCAAGGCACUUCUUAUCAUGGGAGAUUUAAUUGAAAGACCCAUUCUGAAGUCAUUGAAUUUCCCUAAAAGUGAUUCUGGAAAAGCUUUUACAGCAGAUAUUUCAUCUGCAAGCUUUGGGUCAGAGGUUCCUUUAGGAUCUGGAAUUCCUUGCAGAAUAGCCUUUUCUAAUGCUGGAAUCAGGGAUAUUUACCUGGUACCAGUGGCAAGGGGUAUAUCUGGCAAGUUGAUACUUGCAGAGAAACAUCCAUUCCGGAGUCAGCGGGGAGUUGUAAUUGCCAUUGCUCCUCUGGCUGGGUUGUGUCCUAAGAUAGACAAGGAUCAUUCGACAUGGUUACAUCUUCGGAUAAGAGAAUUUGACCCUAAAUUCACUGUAGCCAGAGGCCACCCUGCAAAGCCAUCUGGUCCUGCUGUUGAUGGGAGAUGGACUCUUGGUUUUCCUAGUGCAAAGGCUUGCGAGAAUGCUCGGUUGUUGAUUCUUGAAGAAAUUUGUAAGCAAAGGACGUUUGUUGAGAGCUUACUUGAUCCUCUUCUUCAGGAUGACUAUAUGGAAAAUAUGUUGGAUAGCCAAGAUAAGUGAAGCUUGUUUAAGUUCUAGGGUAGCCUAUUAACUAAAAGGUCCUUCUCCUUUUUCCCUUAAUAUGGGAUUUUGUACAAUAAUAUAUACAUGCAUAGGACAAACAAUUUUGCCAAAUGUAGGUUAUUAAUGUAGUUGACUUCUAAUGCAUGUACAAGUGUUCAUCAGAGGGCAUUUUAUGUUUGUUGUAUCGGCAUCAGCCUUUUUCUUAUCUGCCUGUAAAAAUAAAUGUUUAGUUACAAUAUUUACAUUGUUAAUGAACACUGGCAUAUGAAAUGUCUUACAAUUUGACCUUUUUAUCAAGUUAUUGUCUUUUAUCUUGAUAAGUUCCUUUUAUAUGAAAGGAUUUUUUUGACAGCCUUUUAUAUGUAAGGUGGUUAUAUAUAUUGCAUUUGCUCUUUGGUUGUGUAGCUUCUCUUGCCUUUUUACUUGCUUAUACACGCAUUAUGGAAGGAGAAUUGUUUCUCCUGCAUUCUUUAAGAUGUGAAGGUAGAUUUCUUGACAGAUUAGCAUCCUUAAUUUCAAAUAUAGUGUACAUUUAUAAAGUUACUGUAAACUCUUAAUAUAUUUUUUCCUCCUUAAUAGUUUAUUCGGAACUGGAGGUUCAGAAAUUCAGUCAUAAACACAAUGCAAUGAGCUAACUAUAUAAUUUACGAUUUCCUCAGGUACAGAUGUGAAAAACAAAAGAAGAGAUCCACCACUUUAUGCGCUUCAGUGCAGAUGCAGAGGAGAUGGACUAAAGCAUUUACAUUUACCAAGAAGUGACUUCCCAAGCUUGAUGCUGAGAUGUAAGUCCAUUAAUUUACUUUCAUUCCUAUAUAUUAUUAAUUGACUAUAAAAUAAUGCUAACUUU
This is a messenger RNA of Rubroshorea leprosula, 2188 nucleotides long. The record is from the annotation of a GenBank genome assembly. NCBI's taxonomy places the organism in Eukaryota, Viridiplantae, Streptophyta, Magnoliopsida, Malvales, Dipterocarpaceae.